This is a messenger RNA of Hippopotamus amphibius kiboko, 509 nucleotides long. RefSeq names its product SEC61 translocon subunit gamma (gene SEC61G). Gene Ontology annotation, biological process: protein targeting; post-translational protein targeting to membrane, translocation. The record is from RefSeq and is a predicted model, not a curated record. Gene Ontology annotation, cellular component: membrane; Ssh1 translocon complex. Bases 143 to 349 code for a protein of 68 amino acids. NCBI's taxonomy places the organism in Eukaryota, Metazoa, Chordata, Mammalia, Artiodactyla, Hippopotamidae. Gene Ontology annotation, molecular function: transmembrane protein transporter activity. The transcript is spliced from 4 exons.
CUCGGUCUGGCGGGGGCUCGGGGCUACCGUUCGGUCACUCGCGGAGGCGGAGGGCGUGGGCGAGCCCUCCGGUCACUCGCCACCUACCCGCAGGCGUCGGGGGAAGCCGACCUAGGGCCGCGGCCCGCGAGUCCGAGGCAUCAUGGAUCAGGUAAUGCAGUUCGUUGAGCCAAGUCGACAGUUUGUGAAGGACUCAAUUCGGCUGGUUAAAAGAUGCACCAAACCUGAUAGAAAAGAAUUCCAGAAGAUUGCCAUGGCAACAGCAAUAGGAUUUGCAAUAAUGGGAUUCAUUGGCUUUUUUGUGAAGUUGAUCCACAUUCCUAUUAAUAACAUCAUUGUUGGUGGCUGAAUACCUUUUUAGAAAAGUGUUUUUCAUCUUGGGGAUCGGUGAACAAGUGAGGAUUUGAGAAGCUCAUGGAGUAAAAAUUUGCCUAUAUGUUUUGUGUUUUUCUUUCAUUUUUUUUUCUUCCAAGAUGUUUUCUAUUUGUAAAUUAAAAUAAUUUCAAAAU